Rubroshorea leprosula is the source of this 1715-nucleotide messenger RNA. NCBI's taxonomy places the organism in Eukaryota, Viridiplantae, Streptophyta, Magnoliopsida, Malvales, Dipterocarpaceae. The record is from the annotation of a GenBank genome assembly.
GGUAUUAUGUUAAGGUAUUAGGAGAAUCAAUUUGAUUCUAAAAUAACAAAUGAUAUUUUUAAUUUUGAUUUAAAUAUAAAUAAGUGCUAUCUUUAUAAACUAAACGAAACAGGAGGAGGCGGGGAAGCAGCCAUGGAGGUAUCUGCUAGCUGCUCCUAUGCGCUUCUACUCUUUAGUAUUUUCCUUAUCUUCAUCUACUCCUUCCCCUCCAAACAAAACCAUCUCUUUUUGGCCUUCGAACCUCCCCCUGCUUCCACCCACAACACAUCACACCUAUCUACCGAACCUCUUCCCUCAUCUUCCACCCGCAACACAUCACACCUAUCUGCCGAAUCUCUUCCCUCAGCUUCCUCUUCUGUACCAGCUGGGAAUAACACUAUUAUCCCUAUCAAAAAAAGGUGUAGGUUGGAGAGGAUUGAAGCAGACUUAGCUCAAGCUCGAGCAGCCAUACAUGAAGCAAUCCAGAAAAGGAGUUUCAAAUCGGACAAGGACGAAAUUUUCAUCCCCAGAGGAUCCAUGUACAGAAACGCCUACGCCUUUCAACAGAGCCACAUAGAGAUGGUGAAGAGGUUCAAGAUAUGGGCCUACAGAGACGGAGAGAGACCGUUAGUCCACAGUGGGCCCUUGAAACACAUCUACGCAAUUGAGGGCCAAUUCAUCGAUGAAAUAGAGAAUGGGAAUAGCUCAUUCAUAGCCCAACAUCCUGAUGAGGCCCACGCAUUCUUCGCACCCGUUAGUGUCCAACACAUUGUUGAGUACGUCUACCGGCCCAUUACCUCCUACGAUCGUGACCGCCUCGUACGUACCUUCAAGGAUUACAUCAUGGUCGUAGCCCACAAGUAUCCGUACUGGAAUGCAAGCAAUGGAGCCGAUCAUUUCAUGCUCUCUUGCCAUGAUUGGGCACCAGGUGUUUCGGUAGAUGACCCUGAGCUUUACAAGAAUUUUGUUAGGGUCCUAUGCAAUGCCAACAUGUCGGAAGGGUUCCAGCCGGAGAGAGAUGCGACACUACCGGAAUUCAAUAUAUCACCACUAUCACUCACCCGACAUUGGUUUAGCAAACCUCCACAAAAUCGCAGCAUCCUCGCCUUCUUUUCCGGUGGUCGUCACGGUGACAUCCGGGAAGGCCUGAUAAACCAUUGGGUGGGAAAGGACAAUGAAAUUCAGGUGAACGAGUACCUUCCGAAAGGAAAAGAUUACGCCAGGCUCAUGGGGGAUAGCAAGUAUUGCCUAUGCCCUAGUGGGUUCGAGGUGGCUAGCCCACGAUUGGUCGAGUCGUUCCACUCCGGAUGCGUCCCUGUGAUUAUCUCGAGUAAUUAUUCAUUACCCUUCAACGAUGUUCUUGAUUGGACCAAGUUCUCCGUGAAUAUUCCGGUGGAAAAAAUACCGGAAAUCAAGAAGAUUUUACAAGGAAUUCCGGAGUAUGAGUACUUAAAAAUGCAGAAGAGGGUGACGAAACUCCGGCGGCAUUUUCAACUUAACCGUCCGCCCAAGCCCUUUGAUGCGCUUCAUAUGGUGCUUCACUCUAUAUGGCUCAGAAGGCUUAACAUUAGGCUACAACAUUGAAAUGAUUUUAAUCAAAUUUUUUUUUUUUCUUUUGGUUCUUGGGCCAAAAAAAAAAAAAAAAAAAAUCUUUUUCCUAGUUAAGGGGUUUGGCCUUGGCCUCCCUAUUUAUGUAGAACGUAGAACUUACAAAUUAAUAAUACUAAUUUUUGUUG